CCGCGGCCGCUCAGUUGCUCGGCGGACGGCGAGAUCAUCGAGCGUGUUGGAAUGUUUGCUGCUAAUUGAUGCUCAGAAGCCGGAGUGUGUGGAUCACGCGUUAGUCUCGCUGUUUCCGGACGAAACAUAGUGCUCUGCGAUCGUCUAGUAGAAAAGGUGACGCCCAGGAUGGACUAUUUAACGCGGUGAAGCGAACUUAGCAUUGAGCGUGAUAUAGUUAAUUGUGUUUCUCGGUUUGGUAUCUCAUCGGGGUGUGUGCGGACUGUUGCCCUUUUCCCUGCGCGAGUGAUAAGUGCAACCGCAACGCAAUCAUGACGGCGGAAUCGUUGAAACCGUUUCUCAAUCUACCGAACGCGACCGCGAACGAGCUGAAGGCAAAGUGUGCACGGAAAUCGACCGCCAAGUGUGCCCUGGCAGUACUGGGAUAUACGCUCGUGGUAGCAUUCUGCUGCACAGUCAUUGGCGUAGAGGUCUGGCAUUUGAGUGUGACCGAUGCGCUGCAACGUGAAGUCGACGAUCUGAAGCUGCAGCUGAAGGAACUGUCGAUGCCGCGAGCGGGCGAUUUCAACGAUUAUGAGUUUGAUAACGAACUGUUCGACCACGGCGACGAAUACUCGACUGCGUACGAGUCGGAGGACUUUGACACGCAGCCAAGGGAUGAUGGUGGCGAUGCCGGCGAUGAUGAUGCCGACAGCGAGGACGAUGGCGAUGACGAGGACAGUUCACUGGUCGGCACGGGAGUCCUCGGUCGGUCGGAGUACGCAGAACUGGAUGGGGAGAACGAAGAAGAAGCAGAAGGAGAGCUGUUAGAAGCAUGGCGUAAGCCGAUGGCCACCGGUGACACCAACGGUGCAGCCACCAACGAGGACGACCUACGGUUCGCUGAUGAUGCGAGCGCCGGCGAGGACAUCAGUGUAUCGGGUGGGACCGUGCGACGUGCACGAUCCAUUUCCGGUGUCACGCACCAGGGCGUACCGAUCGUCGAUGAACCGUACGUACCGCGGCGGAACCGUUCCCGGCGACCGCACCGGAUUUACGAGCAGCUGCGCCAACGGCCGGAAGAGCUCGUGACGCCACCCUCCACAUCCGACAUGUUCCGCUGGGAUGUCGAAAGCAGCAGCAGCAGCAGUUCCAGACAGUCGGCGGUGGCGGUCCCUCAUCACGCACCCACUCAACAGUACGGAUCGAUCAGCAUCAGACCGUUCCACCACCAGGACCAGGCUCACGGUCGCCGGGAAGGACAUCAUCACCAGGGUACCACUCCACCAAUGUCGGCUGCCUACGAAUCGAGUGCACGGCAUGGUUACGCACGCAAUCAGCUGAACGCAGCUCCAACGACCAGCGCUCCGGCCGCGAUCCUGAAUCGCCACAGCCGAGUGCAGGCCACCAGUGUGGACCAGGGAAGUGGCAGCCAACGGGCAGCACUACUGCAACAGACGCGAUUCCCCAAGGUGGUUGGCAAUCCAGGAACACAAAAGGAGAUUGUCAUGACACCGGAAACGCGCGUGCGGAUGCGUACCCGUAAGGCUGGCACCGCACAGAACGGUGGUGAACCGGUGGCCAAGGGUGUCCAUCUGGUGAAGCAGUUCGUGCACGGUGUGCGCCAUCGGAACACCCGGCACACGCACUGGCAGGCGAGCGGUGAAGCGAACAAGCACUCUGUCCUUUCGCGCAUCUUCACCUUCGAUGGUGAACAGCUGACGGUCAAUGAACCCGGUCUCUACUACGUGUAUGCUCAGAUAACGUACGACAACCAGCAUGACGUCAACGGGUUUAAGGUGCUGAUCGGUGGCCAGAAGCAUCUGUCCUGUACCGUGCAUGCCCGGGGCGAGAACACCAACACCUGCUUUACGGCCGGAUUGGCGGAAAUUUCGACCGCCGGUACGCCCAUUGCCAUCGAGGACGUCGAUCAUGGCCGUCAGCAUGUGAUGUACCCGGAGAAGACGUUCUUCGGUGCGUUCAAGGUGGGCCGGCUGCCACCGGCGCAGGUGGCCAAGCGGAAUGUCUAGAGAGGACAACGACGACGUGCCAUCACGGCAGUUUUGACCCUGUAUCCCCUGUAUCCCCUGUAUUAUGAACGCGUACACUCGAGGCACAGGCUGUAAUUGCAACGUACCUGUAGUUAUGUUAGAUGGGUUUUGAAAUGAGAUAAGGAGAGAGUGAAGGUGAGAGAGGGGGGCAGUGGGAGGUGCGGCAGCGAUGGGAUGAAGUGUGAAAGCAUUUUGGGUGGCACUGGAGUGGCCACCGGAAUGCCGAGAGCCAUAUUAGUGUGUGUAUUUAUUACUUUCUUACUAAAAUACCGCGCCCUUUGUAGUACUCGUUAAGUCGUCUCUUCAUCUCUUUAGUGUUUGUGUUUAACCACCAUCUUCUUCUUCUUCUUCUUGUUCUUCUUCUUGUCGCCUAUGAGCACGCUUAUCCGUUGUAUAUGCAUGGCACCGACCGAUCGGUACAUAAUCGUUUGUGAUAUUUUCCUGCGAAACCCGGAACGGAACAUCUCCGUGGUGGUCGAGAUACGGGGCCGUGUAAGAAGUGAGCCCGCCUCGAACCCUCCCCAGUAUCGAUUGCACCAAGAGUGGAUGCUGGACCCUUAAAAGUGGUGCCAGGUCUAGCGCAUAUUCUCCGCCAAUAAAGAUGUUCUCGCUCGCUGAA
Molecule: messenger RNA, 2649 nt
Organism: Anopheles aquasalis
Lineage: Eukaryota; Metazoa; Arthropoda; Insecta; Diptera; Culicidae
Gene: egr
Product: TNF superfamily member 12 eiger
Biological process (GO): immune response
Cellular component (GO): membrane
Molecular function (GO): tumor necrosis factor receptor binding; receptor ligand activity
Source: RefSeq, a predicted model, not a curated record